Molecule: messenger RNA, 893 nt
Organism: Magallana angulata
Lineage: Eukaryota; Metazoa; Mollusca; Bivalvia; Ostreida; Ostreidae
Product: sarcoplasmic reticulum histidine-rich calcium-binding protein-like
Exons: 6
Coding region: 1-540 (179 amino acids)
Source: RefSeq, a predicted model, not a curated record
AUGUUAAAGCAAGGCAAAGGUCGAUUGCAUGCUGGAAAUGAUAGACUUAGUGAUGAGGAUGCUCUUUCUGGAACAAUGCCAAAGCAAGGCAAAGGUCGAUUGCAUGCUGGAAAUGAUAGACUUAGUGAUGAUGAUGACAUAGAUGAGGAUGCUCUUUCUGGAACAAUGUUAAAGCAAGGCAAAGGUCGAUUGCAUGCUGGAAAUGAUAGACUUAGUGAUGAUGAUGACAUAGAUGAGGAUGCUCUUUCUGGAACAAUGUUAAAGCAAAGCAAAGGUCGAUUGCAUGCUGGAAAUGAUACACUUAGUGAUGAUGAUGACAUAGAUGAGGAUGCUUUUUCUGGAACAAUGCCAAAGCAAGGCAAAGGUCGAUUGCAUGCUGGAAAUGAUAGACUUAGUGAUGAUGAUGACAUAGAUGAGGAUGCUCUUUCUGGAACAAUGUUAAAGCAAGGCAAAGGUCGAUUGCAUGCUGGAAAUGAUAGACUUAGUGAUGAUGAUGAUGACAUAGAUGAGGAUGCUCUUUCUGGUGAGGAUAAAUAUUGAUUAUAAUUUACAUGUAUUUACACAACAUCAUCUCAAAUAUAAACUCUCUCUCCCUCUCUCUCUCUCUUUCUUCGCUCUCUCUCUCUCUCUCCUCAAUCAUAUCAGUUUUGCACACAUGUAGUGACAUUCAGGUUGAAAGUGUUUAAAAAAUGAGUUGAACUAAAGAACUUUUCUCUUACCCCGUCUCUCACUCUAUUCAUUGUUCUGUCUGUCUCUCUCUCUCUCUCUCUCUCUCUCUCUCUCUCUCUCUCUCUCUCUCUCUCUCUCUCGUUUUGCACACAUGUAGUGACAUACAGGUUUAGUGUCAUCAUCAAGCUAAACCUAAGAGAACUGAAUUUUUUGUUCUUUUUCUC